CACGAUUUCCUGACGCUCGGCAAGCCAGAGGAAGCGAGGGGGGAAACUCCGUUUAAAAGCCCUGCUCGCCUCCAUGUUAGCUGUGUGGUGGAAAACCAGGCAGGAGUUAGCCAAAUCUCACCGUGUCAUCAGCCAGGCUGGGGAUGGGGAGGGCAGAGUGAGACUCUUCACAGGCUGCUGGAAUUUCUAGACUGCCAGGAAGUCCCGGGAAGUCUGUGCAAAUGAGAGCGCCUUAACUCCAGCCACUGGGGGAAAGGCACAGACUUUUGUCAUCCCUCCUGCCAAGAGUGUGCUACCUUCCUCUUCCAGCAUGGUGAGCGGCGGGGCUUGUGUGUGUCGGGGCCGUGCCUGGGCGAGCCAGCCCAGCCACCGUCAGGCCGCCUGAGCUCCAGCCUGGGGCCGGUCCCACCGCUCCAUGCGCUGCAGAAGCCCCAGCAGCAGCAGCAGCAGCAGCUGGAGCCGCCAACAUGAGCUACAGAGAGGGGACUGACAGCAGCUGCGGCUGCGGUGGGCGCGACGAGAACAGGAUCCUCAAGUGUGUGGUGGUCGGGGACGGCGCGGUGGGGAAGACCUGCCUGCUGAUGAGCUACGCCAACGACGCCUUCCCGGAGGAGUACGUGCCCACUGUGUUUGACCACUAUGCAGUUACCGUGACGGUGGGAGGCAAGCAGCAUUUGCUUGGACUGUACGACACCGCAGGACAGGAGGAUUACAACCAGCUGCGGCCACUCUCCUACCCCAACACCGACGUGUUUCUCAUCUGCUUCUCUGUCGUAAACCCUGCCUCUUACCACAACGUCCAGGAGGAGUGGGUCCCGGAACUGAAGGACUGCAUGCCUCACGUGCCUUACGUCCUCAUCGGGACCCAGAUUGAUCUCCGGGAUGACCCCAAAACCUUGGCACGUCUCCUGUACAUGAAGGAGAAGCCCCUCACCUACGAGCAUGGCGUGAAGCUGGCAAAAGCGAUUGGCGCCCAGUGCUACUUGGAAUGUUCUGCCCUGACUCAGAAGGGUCUCAAAGCGGUUUUUGAUGAAGCCAUCCUCACUAUUUUCCACCCCAAGAAAAAAAACAAGGGCUGUUCAGAGUGCCACGGCUGCUGCGCAAUUAUCUGAAGUUGCCUGAGACCUGUCUCCCUGCCAUCCAAGGGUGUGAAGAGCAGUCAGUCUCUGGGACCCGCCUCUAGCCAAAAGGGAGGGCAUGACCAGAAAGGAAUCCCUGCAUCCCGAAGGCCUGUCACUGUGCCCUGCCAGCUUCCCAGCUCAGCAUCCUGUCACCACUGCCUCCUCCCCAGGCUGGAGCAUCCACACUGCGCAUGGAGAACGCUGAGCCACAUUCAGACAGUGCGCUGGGGAGGUAUUGGAAGCAAGUCACAAUUGUCCUGUAUUUCACAUCUCCCCUUCCACCGAUGUGAGCCAACGGGAAGUCACGCUGGAAAACCAAGCACUCUGUCCUGCAGUGGGGGCCUUACUUCCUGUGUUUGCCAACUUGGGAAUACAAUGCCGACAUUUUUCCUGAGACUGUUGUUUCAGCCAAGUGUCUUAACAUUUGUUUCUAUUACAGUUUCCUGAGGUCCAGUCAUUUGAGCCUCGAAAGUCCGUAUCAAAAUAGUUCAAAGACAAGCUGGAUUAUGCUCACUCCUAUUGACAGUGGGUCUCUGCCAAUGUCCUUAGAGCCAACAUGUACCUCUGAAUGCCUGAUUACAAAACAAAAGCAAAAACAAAACAAAAAAAACUUUACAACUUUUAUAAACUGUCAGAGCUAUAAUUUUUUAGCCUUUUAAAAAAAAAAUCCUGUGAAUUAUUACACCUUCUCCAGUUUUGCCAAAGAUUCAUCCUACAAAUGCUUCAGGUGACAGGGGUCCUGCUCUUGCAAACAUCUACUGUCAUUCAACCUGAAAAUGGACAGUCUUUGAAGAAAGAAAUAGAUUUCUGCUUUUCAUCUAAUUUGGUCAGGACAAGAAGAUGGCAAAAGCCAUCUUCCUGAUCCAGCAGAGUGGGCCUGCCCCACCCCUCACAGGUCUGUGCCUUCCCUCCAGUCACACUUUCUCCUGUGCCCAGGAGAAACUGGGGAACAUGUUCCCCAGUCACAGCCUGGGGAAAAAGAAAAAGACCUUAAAAGAAAAAAAAGGGGGGAGGGCUCUGGACACCAGAAAUGAAAAAUGUGUCCCAGAAUCCUUCAGGGUCAAAGUGCCUUAACUCUUCUACUUACUUCAACUGAAAGUGCUACUCGGCUUGCCCAUAUUAAGCUUCAGUUCAGGACAGUUUCCAAUUGCAGCCGGUGCGAAAAUUAUUGCCUCUCUCCUUCUUUCCUUAACUCCUUCUCCCAAAUGUCCAUGGAGCAUAAGCUUAAGUGGAUCCCAUUCCAGCCUGAGGCACUGCACCUAAUGGAGAGUUUGGUCCUGAUCAGGAAAACUUCCCGUGAGAAAUCCUGCACCUUUCAACGUGACAAUUCCCAAACAGCCAGGGACUCUCUGUGUUUUAAUUAGAGGCUGUGAUUGGCCCUGAUUAGUCUUAUUUGCUUACAAAUGCCCUGGAAUUACCCAGGGAAGCUGAUUUCUCCUUUUUUUUUCUUUAUUGCAUCAGUAAAUCAUAUCUUAGCAAUAUGAAAAUAUUUCACUUUUUCUGAAUUGAAGCUCCAUCUGUUGGGAAAAGCAUCCCAAUCUUUCUAGUCUUUUCUGCUCAUAGAGGAACCACAGAAGAGAAUUGUAUGAUAUGGGUCUUCUUAAGACCUUCCAUGACACCCCUUUAGUCUUUGGGGGUUUUGUUUGUUUGUCUGUUGUUUAGAAUUUCUGAAAUGUAUUUUUGCUUCCUCUACAUGUCAGUACUGUUUGAUUUCUCUCCCAUAUAAUGGCAAAGAGUUUUCUGAAACACACACAUACAUGCAUCCAUACACACACAUGCAUAUCAUAUAUACAUGCACACUCACAUACAUGCAUGCACACGUGCCACCUAAAAGGAAAUAAGAGUUCUGUCUGCUUUCAUACAAGGAAAUCGAAUAUGCAUGAGCCAUAAUGCUGUGGAGGCUAUUAUUUACCUUCAGCUAGGCAAUGAGUAUGUGAUCCUAUAAUGACAUUAGUGCUGUGAGCCAAUUCUGCUACAGUAUGGCAUAGUUGCAUCUUGCUAGUGGGCUGUUCCUCACUUCUUAUUUUUGUGGAGGAAAGACUGAAAGCAAUACAUUGGCUCCACCAGAGAGAGUUCCCUAAUAUGUGCAGUCAACAGGCAGAUCUCUCCCCCUAGCCAUCAGCUCCAAAAUGGACCAAUGAGAUUUCUAUAGCAGGACCUGAUUUGUUUUAUAAAAAUGUCUGCUGCCCCAAGGUUGAAUAACAACUGUUCUGAGAAUUAGAAACAAAAAGAAUUAUAGAAAUCAAAAUAAAGAUUUGCUAAUAGUCCACUCCAUCUUCCAAAGUCAACAAAUGGCAGCUGAUAUCCAUGUGAGGACAGAAAAGGUCUCAGAACCUGUAGCACAGUCCCUCAGUGUGCAGAUGAGACACUCAGCUGGGAUCAACUGAGAGCGAUGUGCUGUGCAGAGCUGAAGCAAUUCCUGACAUCUGCUUCCCACCCAGCACUAGGCAGUCCCACACUAGUUCACUUGUCAUUACCCAUAUCAAGUUGGAGUUCUGCAAGCAGAUCAGUAGAGUUGCAUUUGUUUCUCUUACAUCUUUCAGCCAUAUUUUAAAUGCUUAAUUCCAUGUAGUUAAGCCUCUAUAGACAAAGUAGUAAUCCACCACACUGGUAAGGUGUGGUAAAGUGAGAGAAUUUGAUCUUCUCACCAAUAUGCCUGCAAUCCAGAGCAAACUGCCAUGUAAUUAAGUAGCUAGUUUGAUGGAUUUUUUUUUUCACUUUGAUGGUUGAUUGUUCAAUAGAGUUGAUGAGCAGCUUAAGCUAAGACACAAAUCAAAGCCAUGUUCAUAGUAAGAAACCUGGGCUGAUUUCUUCCAAGGAAAUUCCGUUCUAAGAACCACUCUAGAAGUCAUUAACAACUACAACCUAAACCAGGAAUUACAGAAGAGCAAAGUCAAAACCUAAGCUCUGCACUUCCAAUGGGGAGUGGGUUUCGGGUUUUUCGGGUUUUUGUUUUUUUGGGUUUUUUUUUUUUUUUGAGGAUAAUAUGUAUGGUUAUAAUACAUAAAGAAUUAUUGGGAAGACUUCUGGUCUGUAGGAGCACUGUCAAUUGAAGUGGAUGUAGCCAUCCACGAUUCUCACUGCACCACCAACAAGGAAAUAGAAGGAAACCAGUCAUAACUAAACCUACAAUGUUUGAAGGAAAUAAAAAAAAAAAAAAACCUAAGCCAGGCGUCUGUGAUCCCUGUACUUAAGAGGCAGAGGCACAAGGAUUUCAGUCAGUUUAAGGCCAGCCUGGUCCACCAUUAUUUGAGGUGUAAGUUCCUAUGAGCAACAACCUUAGGAAAUUCAGCAUUUUCAAGGAGAAACUUCUGAAUUGAGGCAAACCUCUUAAAAUACCAUAUAAUGGAGCUAGAAAUGGUGGCACGCACAUAUAAUCCCAGCACUCAGAAAGCUGAGGCUAGAUGAUCAUUAAGUUAAGUCCAGCCUGGGCUACACAGUGACACUCUGCCUCAAAAAAGAGUUCACAGAAGCCACGUGACAUUCACUGAGCGAACAUUCCUGAGACCAGUGCGAUGAAAACUUCAAGUUGUGCUUUUGCUUUAAAGACAUAUUUGAUGUCAUGCUGGACAUUGUUAUCUAACAUGUUCUAUGUUGUUUUGAAAUCCAUCCUUGUUCAGAUGCCUGAGCGUGAAGUGUGCUCGCUCUCAAGAGAGCUACAGAUGACUGGCUAUUCUCUUGGUAGUCUCCAACUUCAUUGAGAAGACUUUCCCAAGCACUUGUAUUCCCAGAAACAGUAUCUUUUCUGGAAUAAUAGAAACAGAAAGGAAAAGGAGUCAGGCAAACUGAGUUGCUUACAAAGGAAGGUGAGCACUCUGAGAAAUGAGACGUUUAAGGAACCAAGAGGAAGUUACAACUAAACACAGGGCAAACCACAGGCUUGCUCACUCUGGGGAGAGUUCACUUCUGACCAGCAUCCAGAGGCUGAGGAAAGCUGAAGACUGAGAAUGUCAAGACCAUGGCAUGGGCAGUCAUGGCAAACCCUGUGGUAACAUUAGGAAUUCUGCUCUGAACGGAGGUCUGCGGGUGCUCUUUGCAGCUUUAAUGGCACGGUAGAGGAGAAAUCUUCCACAUCCUCUGCCUGUGCGUAGCAGAAAGUCAAGGGAAACUUACUAAGAAACAGGAAUGAAUACAUAAAUAACCUCGAAAGUCCCAUGAGCUAAACCUUGAUAAGGCUAACUCUGGAAUACUUGUGCUCAGGUAUACAGGUGAUAUUGAUUCAUGUUCACAAAGAUAUCUGUAGGUGGAGUUUUCCUGCCUGGCCCACAGUCAGGGCAAAUCUCUCUCACCUGCCAGUCCCACAGCCGUCAGACCCGACCAAGUAAACACAGAGACUUGUAUUGGUUUCAAACUGUAUGGCCAUGGCAGGCUUCUUGCUAACUGUUCUUUCAGCUUAAAUUAAUCCAUUUUUAUAAAUCUAUACCUUGCCACAUGGCUCGUGGCUUACCGGCAUCUUCACAUGCUGUUUCUCAUCGUGGCGGCUGGCAGUGUCUCUCUCACUCAGCCUUCCACUUCCCAGCUUUAUUCUCCUCCUUGUCCCGCCUACACUUCCUGCCUAGCCAAUGGCCAAUCAGUGUUUUAAUUAUUGACUAAUCAGCAACACAUUUGACAUACAGAACAUCCCACAGCAGAUAUCCCUAAAUACAAAGAUUAUAUUAAUAAUAACAGAUGCUAUCAGUGCAGAAAAAUAAGAUAAAAUGAUCGAGUUCAUGGUGUUUCUAUGGUCAGCAAUAAACAGAAAAGUACCCAGAACACCAAGCUCUCUGCUCAGCCACCAGGGUCUUAGCCUGUCUCUCAGGGGGGUCAGAAGGGAGUGAGCCAGGGCCUGGCUCAUGUGUGAAAGGGUGGGAUGUAAGUUCAACCCCAGCCAUGGGCCUUGAGGCUCCAUUCCAAGAAAUUAGACUAAUGGCUGGAUGAUGAAUCUUGGUUACUACUUGUGCUUUACUUCUAAGGGGCUGUAAUGUUCAAGACAAGGGUUGCUUUGGUGCACGGGUGUUAGAAGCAUGGCCCAGAACCUUCAUAACACUAAAGCCAGAGCAGUGUGUGGUCUUUAGCAACGAACCCCGAGGUUUCAGGAUGUGAGAUAUCUUUGCUGAAUGGCACCCAAUCGGUGUCACUGAGGAUGUGAGACCUGCCGCACUGUGAAGAAAGGGAACUUGGACUAGCAGAUCUGGCCUCCCACUGGCCUCCAUGAGGCAGUGUUUGGAGUUUGUUAGACCUUUGGAGGGAAAACAGAAACACUUUCUGAGCAAGAGCAAUACAUCUUGGGCGGUUAAUAGAUCUGCAUCUAAAAUCACCUUUCCCCGUCAUCUUUGAUACAUUUGUUAAGCAAUCAGGUUAUUGCCUCUUCAAGAAGCCCCAGGCAAGAAUGUUAAUGAAUUUGUACUCUCAUCACUCGGUAGAAUUGCCUUUGCUCUUAGUAAGCAGCAAGCACAUAUACUAUAUACAGGGACAUUACCGAACUGUAACCGCUGCUUCUACCAUACAUAUAAGGUGCACAGAGUCAAGGGACUUCCAGCCAGCUUGCUCCUAGGGUGGUGUUCCUAUAGUCUCCCAUGUAAUGGCUAUUCUCUGUACUUGUUGCAUAAUUAAUGGAAUAUUAUUUCAUGUACUCUAAUCUCACUGUUUAUCUGUAUCACAUUUUUGACAUGUCAUUAAAUGGCCUUUUUUUUGU
Molecule: messenger RNA, 6795 nt
Organism: Peromyscus californicus insignis
Lineage: Eukaryota; Metazoa; Chordata; Mammalia; Rodentia; Cricetidae
Gene: Rhoj
Product: ras homolog family member J
Exons: 5
Coding region: 468-1112 (214 amino acids)
Biological process (GO): small GTPase-mediated signal transduction
Molecular function (GO): GTPase activity; GTP binding
Source: RefSeq, a predicted model, not a curated record